Molecule: messenger RNA, 1623 nt
Organism: Thelazia callipaeda (thelaziosis nematode)
Lineage: Eukaryota; Metazoa; Nematoda; Chromadorea; Rhabditida; Thelaziidae
Source: the annotation of a GenBank genome assembly
AUGGAGGGAAGCCGUUUUUGUGAGGAAGAUAUAGAUGAAUGUGAAUUGGGCCUACACGAAUGCAAGAAUGGUGCAACCUGUUUUAACAAGAAGGAAGGAUACCACUGCGUGUGCGUAAAUGGUUGGGAAGGAAUUCAUUGUGAGAUAAACAAAGAUGAUUGCGUGGACGCACUUUGCGAGGCUGGAAGUACAUGCGUGGAUCACUUAGCCAAAUAUACGUGUGAAUGUCCACCGGGUCGAAUUGGCAACCUUACAGGAUUAUUUUGUCACAUGGAAGAUCCUUGUUUGUCGAAUCCCUGCCGAGUCGGUUCAGUUUGUGAACCAGACACAUCAAGUGGAAAAUUUACUUGUGAAUGCCCUAAAGGAUACAUGGGAGAGGAUUGUUCUGAAGAUGUUAAUGAAUGUAAUCAGGGUUACAUUGUUUGCUAUAAUGGUGGUACAUGCGUGAACACGCCUGGUUCAUUUCAUUGUGAAUGUCCCCCCGGUUAUACUGAUUGGCAUUGUCAAACCCACAUAAAUCAGUGUUCCAGUAACCCAUGUUUGAAUUCCGGAACUUGUUUGGAUUAUGGAACUCGGUACAAGUGUGUAUGUAUGUCAGGGUUUCACGGUAGUCGCUGUGAGCUUCGGUGUCCAGCUGGUUACGAAGGUGAAAACUGCGAACGUCGACAGUAUGUAGAAUGUAGAUCGGAGGAUUGCUUGAACGGUGGCAUGUGUUCCAAGGGUUCAUGUCGUUGUCCUCCGGGAUUUACUGGAGAUCUAUGUGAAAAGAAAUCGGAUCCUUGCAGAUAUAAUAACUGUCCUUCCAAUGCUAUGUGCAUACCGAUAAAUGAUGGCGCAACCUAUAAAUGUGAAUGUAAAUUAGGCUUCUACGGACAUGAGUGCAAGCAAGAAAUGAAUGAAUGUGCGUCAAAUCCGUGCCAACAUGGUGGAGUUUGCACAGAUAACGUAAAUGGAUACGUGUGCUCAUGUAGCCCCGGUUAUACUGGAGAUCAAUGUCAAACAAAUAUCGAUGAUUGCAAAAAUCAACCAUGUUUGAAUGGUGGAACGUGCAUUGAUGGUAUCAAUUCCUAUUCCUGUCACUGCAUUUUACCAUAUGAUGGCGAUCGGUGUCAAUUUGAAUUAAAUCCUUGCCGAUCAAAUCACUGUGAAAAUGCAGCAGUUUGUAAACCAACACCGACUUAUAAAAAUUAUACUUGUAUUUGUACUAGCGGCUUUGGUGGAUAUUACUGUGACAUUGAUAUCAAUGAAUGUGUUGUGAAUAAUCCAUGUGUAAAUGGUGGCACAUGCACAAACAUAUUCGGUUCAUACCAGUGUAAUUGUCCAUAUGGUUAUACCGGUAAAAAUUGUGACAAUGAUCGAAAUGAUUGCUUACCAAAUCCAUGUUUAAACGGGGGUCACUGUAUCGAUGAAUUGAAUGGUUAUCACUGUGAUUGCCCAACAGGUUUCACUGGACGUGAAUGUGCCACAAAUAUCAACGAAUGUGGAACAUCACCAUGCGAGAAUGGCGCGACUUGUGUCGAUCACGUGAAUGGUUUUGAAUGCGUGUGUCGAAGUGGCUUCACUGGGACACUUUGUCAAACCAACGAUGAUGACUGUCAACCGGGGUAUAAAUCUUCUCAUUGA